CUCCAAGAGAAUCCCCAACGGUCGGCCCCUCCCCUUUCCGUUUUCUCGCCGCCCUCACUCAAUCAUGACCCCGGAUCGGUGACGUAGGAGAUUCCACGGUGCCCACUACCGUAGGCAAUAACGGAAUGCUGGAGUAUAAAAGCUCCGUGGGUCCCGUCCACCGGCACACUCUCAGUGGCUCCGGACUCUGGAACCAGAGCAUCAGCGCAGAUAGCAGGCUUUAAUCCGGUCUAAAAGGCUAACUCGCUUUGGGCUUUUGGUUCACGAUGGAAACCUCUACGAAUUUUCGGAGCCGACGAUGCUCCAUCAUGCGCAACUGCAAAAGUGGUCUCUCCCUCUGGCUGGUGGUGUGGCUGGUCCUGGGUAAACCCAGUCCGGUGACGUCAUGCCCGCACCUGUGCGUGUGCUACCCCACCCCCAUGACUGUGAGCUGCCAGGCGCAGAACUUCACCGCCGUUCCGGUCGGAGUGCCCUACGAUUCCCAGCGCGUGUUCCUCCAGAACAACCGGAUCACGGAGCUUAGAGUUGGCUCUUUCGGCUUUGGAACUCAGGUUCUGUGGCUGUUCUCUAAUAACAUCACGUGGAUCGAAGCCGGGGCCUUCAGUGAGCUUCGGGACUUGGAGGAGUUGGACCUGGGGGACAACCCCAGCCUCCACAGGCUGGAGGGGGGGGCGUUCCGCGGCCUAGAGAAACUCCAGAGCCUCCACAUGCACCGCUGCCGGCUCACCGCUCUGCCCCACGACAUCUUCCACAAACUGUACAGCCUGCAGUUCCUCUACCUGCAGGAGAAUAAUCUUCACUUCCUGCAGGAUGACAUCUUCUCAGACCUCAUCAACCUCAGUCAGCUCUUCUUGCAUGGAAACCGCAUCCGUACCCUGUCAGAGAACGUGUUCCGCGGCCUGGUCAACCUGGACCGCCUGCUCCUCCACGACAACCGCAUCCGGCAGGUCAACCGCCGCGCCUUCCGCGACCUCGGUCGUCUGACCAUGCUCUUCCUCUUCAACAACUCUCUGGCCGAGCUGCCCAGCCAGACCCUGAGGGACACCCAAGGCAUCGAGUUCCUCCGUCUCAACGCCAACCCCUGGUCCUGCGGCUGCGAGGCCCGGGCCUUGUGGGAGUGGUUCCGCGAGGCCCGUGUGUCUUCAUCAGAGGUGAUUUGCGCCUCCCCUUCCACCCGCCGCGGUCAGGACCUGCGCUUCCUUCGGGAAAUGGACUUCGCCCUCUGCCCCCUGCCCGACCCAGGCUCCAUCGGUGGCUCCACCACCACUACGUUCAGCACCAAAACCCGUUGGUGGUUCCACAAAAACAAGCCCCAGUCGUCCACAAAAGGCGUCUUUGAGAAGUCAUCAGAGACCAUCAAGGCCGGUUUGUACGGGAAAGGCCCGUCCACGACCACUUCAGUCGUCAAGUACGAGCUCGGGGAGGAAGAGCUGGCGCUGCCCAAACUUGACCCAGAAGAGUACUGGGCAAACUACGGCAACGAGGACUCAGGUGUCACUCUGCGAUGCUUUGAGCUCGAAUGUCCGCCUGAAUUUGACCCGCCUCCCUCUUCCUCCUCUCACUCGUUCUCCUCGCCCUCCGUACUAUCGCUCCUAACUGUUUCCGUGUUCACGGUCUCCGUCCACCUGCUGUUUGGUUGAAUGACACUCUUAGUACCCCCCCCCCCCCUUCCGGCCUGUUUUAAAGGCUGAGAGGACCCCUGUUAGACUCUCUACACCCCCUUUGCCCGCUCUGCUGUAAGCCGAUUGUCAAGGCUCAGCCAGGGAGAUAGGGGGACGGUUAGAUUGUGAAUCUACCACCUACAGGGCUUACUACUUUUCAGGGCUGCUAAGAGUUCUUCAGCUAAGGUCAUAUUCUACUAAUCUGUGCAGGUAUGGCUUUCUGUGUCUUACCUGUAUGAUGUCACUAUUCCCUGCAAUCAGGGCUAUGAGGGCUGAGUCCAUUGCUAAUAUUAGCGCGAUUUGACAUCAUUGUGAAUGAUGUUGUUAGAUUUCUCACCUCAACUUCAAGCUAACUACUAGUGCUAUUAGUGCAUCCAAUGAACUGGCUGCUAUAGAAACACAGUUACUGUUAGAAUCAGUGCACAGUAAUAACAAUACUGUAACCACUUAAAGUGUCAUGUAAAUAGGUCAUGUCUGUUUUGUGAGUGUUCAAUUCGAUAGCAGUGUCUAUUGGUCCUGCACAUUCACUUUUACCAUUUGGAAAUCCAGAAAAACUGUGAAGGCUAAUGUUUCUACAGGACAGAGCACAACGCACAGCGAAGCAGACAGAGGUCGGAAGUACGAUCCGACAGGAGGUAGGAAGAAAAAGUGUGAGGCAUGUGUCCAAGGACGCAAGAACAGCGAAUAGAAAAGGGACGACAACAAUAGAGAUGAACAGGGUUAGAAGGAGAAAGCACUCACACAGCAAUAAGAAGCAGAGCAGUAGGACUAGGACUAGGACUAGGACUAGGACUAGGACUAGGAGCGCCUGUGUUGGCCGUAGAAGCAGCAUUCUGCAGGAGUCCAGGAAUAAACCCAGUCCUGAGUCGUGGUUAACGGCUCAGACAAACCCGACCCUUUGUGUACAUACGGUGUCAUUACGACAAACAGGGAAUGAAUGCUUCUGUUGAGGAAGCCCGGUAUUUUGGUUUUUGGAUGUCUUUCUGUGACAUAUUGAUAAUAAUGUGUUGAGAUUGUUGACUCAAAGACACACUGAAUAUUUCCUUACUUGUGCUGUUACACUUUUCUUUAUGAGAAUAUUUGCAGAAUUUAUUUUGAGAUUGCUGACUUGAGGAACUUCAUAAAAUACACUCUGAAUAUUUACCUGCUGUUGCACUUUUCUUUGGGGGAUGAUUGGGUUUUAUUCGCUCUACAUUC
Molecule: messenger RNA, 2858 nt
Organism: Sphaeramia orbicularis (orbiculate cardinalfish)
Lineage: Eukaryota; Metazoa; Chordata; Actinopteri; Kurtiformes; Apogonidae
Gene: rtn4rl2a
Product: reticulon 4 receptor-like 2 a
Exons: 4
Coding region: 267-1640 (457 amino acids)
Cellular component (GO): plasma membrane
Molecular function (GO): protein binding
Source: RefSeq, a predicted model, not a curated record